Messenger RNA from Racocetra persica, 477 nucleotides. NCBI's taxonomy places the organism in Eukaryota, Fungi, Glomeromycota, Glomeromycetes, Diversisporales, Gigasporaceae. The record is from the annotation of a GenBank genome assembly.
ACAGCAAUUGCAAUGCAAACAUUAAAUAAUAAACGAAAGAAAGAGGUGAUUGUAUUACAGGAUAAAUCUACUAAAACCAAAUUGUUGAGACAGGCCCAUACACGUAAAAAUAAAAAACUUAGACGUGAGCAGAAACAAACCGAGAUGCUUCGUAGCCCAAAUGAUGAUAUUCUUCUAGUAAUCAAUGAUAUUAUCUUUGAUCCAUCUCGGCAUAGAAUCCAAUCUGCCAUCCGAAAAUUGUCUGCUAUUGACAAUAUUUAUUACUUGGAAAGGGAAUGGAGAAGCGUUCCUCUCUGUCCUUCUGAUAGAAUAUCUUCUAAAAAAAUUAGGACCCAAUAUAAUAUAUCGGCUAAAGACUUACUUAUUGAAAUGUUACUGAGAGAGGCAUCUACUAGCAAUAAUUCUAUUGACUUACCCGAAAUUCCUCCAGAUUUUUUAUCUCUAGUUUAUAGUGAUAUUAUUAAGGAAAAGAAUAAU